GUGUCGGCGGUGGCUCCGCUGCAGGACGGCUCCGGGCAGGCGGCGCAGAAGAAGGAUGUGGAGCUGAUCCUGGUGAAGGAGCAGAACGGGGUGCAGUUCACCAGCAGCAGCCUCCUGCCGCCCGCCGCCAGCCCCCACUACGGCGCCGGGGUCGGGCAGGAGAGAGAGACCUGGGGCAAGAAGAUCGAUUUCCUCCUCUCCGUCAUCGGGUUCGCGGUGGACCUGGCCAACGUCUGGAGGUUCCCCUACCUCUGCUACAAAAAUGGAGGGGGUGCCUUCCUUAUCCCUUACAUCCUUUUCCUAAUCAUUGCUGGAAUGCCCUUGUUCUAUAUGGAAUUAGCACUGGGCCAGUACAACCGGGAAGGGGCUGCUACCGUAUGGAAAAUUUGUCCACUUUUCAAAGGUGUAGGCUAUGCAGUGAUACUUAUAGCUCUUUACGUGGGUUUCUACUACAACGUUAUCAUAGCUUGGUCUCUGUAUUAUCUGUUUUCAUCAUUCACAUUUGAACUCCCCUGGACGAAAUGUGGCAACAGCUGGAAUAGCCCAAACUGUACAGAUCCCAAACUCUUCAACGCCUCGGUGCUUGGCAAUGGCACCAAGUACUCCAAGUACAAACUCACUCCUGCUGCUGAAUUUUAUGAACGAGGAGUUCUACAUCUGCACGAAAGCAGUGGCAUCCAUGACCUUGGCUCACCUCGAUGGCAGCUAGCAUUAUGCCUGUUGGUGGUGGUAAUAAUUCUUUUCUUCAGUCUGUGGAAAGGUGUAAAGACAUCAGGAAAGGUUGUGUGGAUAACAGCCACUUUGCCUUAUGUUGUACUAUUUGUAUUGUUAGUACAUGGAAUAACAUUGCCUGGUGCAUACAAUGGGAUAAAUGCAUACCUACAUAUAGAUUUCAGAAGAUUAAAAGAAGCUACAGUAUGGAUUGAUGCAGCCACCCAGAUAUUUUAUUCUUUAGGAGCUGGGUUUGGAGUUUUAAUUGCAUUUGCCAGUUACAAUAAGUUUGACAACAACUGUUACAGGGAUGCAUUGCUGACGAGCACAAUUAACUGUGUCACAAGCUUUAUCUCAGGAUUUGCAAUUUUCUCCAUAUUGGGCUACAUGGCUCAUGAACACAAAGUUAAAAUCGAAGAUGUAGCCACUGAAGGGGCUGGUUUAGUUUUCAUCAUUUAUCCAGAAGCCAUUUCAACCCUUUCAGGAUCAACAUUUUGGGCAGUGGUGUUCUUUAUAAUGCUGCUUACACUGGGCAUUGACAGUUCAAUGGGUGGAAUGGAAGCAGUCAUCACUGGUUUGGCAGAUGAUUUCCAGAUUCUGAAGAGGCACAGAAAACUUUUCACCUUUGGUGUUUCCUUUGGCACUUUCCUACUUGCUCUUUUAUGCAUUACCAAUGGAGGAAUUUAUGUCCUCACACUGCUGGACACAUUUGCAGCUGGGACUUCAAUCUUGUUUGCUGUUUUAAUGGAAGCAAUUGGAGUUUCCUGGUUUUAUGGUGUGGACAGAUUCAGUAAAGAUAUCCAUGAAAUGAUGGGCUUUAAGCCAGGCCUCUACUGGAGACUAUGUUGGAAAUUUGUUAGCCCUGCUUUUUUACUGUUUGUGGUGAUAGUCAGUAUUAUAAAUUUCAAACCUCUGACAUAUGACGACUACACCUUCCCCCUCUGGGCAAAUCGCAUUGGCUGGGGAAUAGCAUUAUCUUCAAUGAUACUUGUGCCUGCCUAUAUUAUUUAUAAAUUUCUGAAUGUUCGUGGGACCUUUAAAGAAAGACUAGCUUACUGCAUCACACCUGAAAAUGAACACCAUCUUGUGGCACAAGGGAAUGUGAGGCAGUUUAAGCUUCAACACUGGCUAGCAAUAUGACAACUGACAGGUUGAGGAAAAGCCAAUAUGUUUAACAAAACUCGGAAUAAAUGAAAAAUCAAGUUCAAAGCUCCCUUUGAUUGUGCUUGGACCAGACUGGCUCAGAGCUCAUCUACUGAUUCCUUUGAGGGAAGACACAUCUUCCACUUUGUUCCUAAUGCCUCCCUUCUAUUACUUUGUUUCAAAUGAUCUCUAUAGACUGGCUUUCAUUUUUUUUUUUAAAUCUUUCAGUGACAUGAGUUCCAUACAUGACCAAUACUUGUGAGCUUUGCUAGAGCUAGAAGUGGAGGAGGGAGCAUAAAAUCAGCUUUAGUUAAAGGCACUCUUGUCUUGGAGAAAUAAAUAAAAAAUUUCUGACAGUAAUAAUUACUUCCAGUAUUACUGUCACCUUGUUUAAACCAGCUACAUCCAUGCUCUUAGCUCUUUAAGGAGAUAGAAGCAUCUCAGUUAUGAGACAACAGUGACUUUAACUGUGCAUCCAUGUUUGCUUUCUUGCAGUACUAUCCUUUGGGAUAUAAUUUUGCACCCUUCUGAAGUGAAGACUAAAUGCUUCAUUUUCAGUGGUUUGUUAUUAGUCUCUUCUCUUGGUGAAGAAGAUUGUCCUUGCUGUAUAUGUCUGUGCCAUUUUCUGUGCAGUUUAACUAUAAAAAUUGAAAAAUAAUAGGGAUGGAAUUAUAUUCUGUACUCAAUAGCCACAAUAGGAAUCUAGUUCAACAAUACACCAUGCUUAACGACGAAAACACAUUCCCUUAUGUCACCAAUUAAAUGGCUAUAUCAUAUAAUGCAUAUUCAAUACACUUUUCCAGUUAAGUACCAAAAAUAUAUACAAGUAGUCAGACUUCAUUUUGUUAUUUUGUGCCAAAUAAAGAAUGUACAGUAUCUAUAUAAAUAUGUAGACAGAGACAAUUAAUUUUAAAAUAAGCUGAUCUGUCCAGAGGCACCAAAAUACCAAACUUUGGCUUUAUUCUGCUGUUGUGAAUGCACCAAUAUAAAUGUCAUCUGGAUUCAACUGCUAGCAUCUAAUAAAAAAAUGUGUUAGAUGGAACAGGCUUUUAGGCAUACUCAGCUGUACAUGCCUAUUCAAACACAUUUUUUCUUUGGUUAUUUCAAGUAACAUUUUGCAAACUAGAAAAUACAGAGCAAAAGCUUAGCACGUUUGGAUGCUGUUCUGUAUGGUCACUCUUUGAAUGCCACAUAUUCCCAGUGAUCACUAGGUUGCAGUAACUGUGAAUUAAUUAUUAUACCUGAAUAUUCGUAGAGCAUUCUGAAAUUUCAGAGACCGCAGGUUCUCAGUUGAAUCCAGCUUGGACUUUGAGACUUACCUCUGAAUAUCUUUCUUUUU
Messenger RNA from Alligator sinensis (Chinese alligator), 3193 nucleotides. RefSeq names its product solute carrier family 6 member 2 (gene SLC6A2). Gene Ontology annotation, molecular function: neurotransmitter:sodium symporter activity; norepinephrine:sodium symporter activity; dopamine:sodium symporter activity. The annotation marks the transcript as partial. The record is from RefSeq and is a predicted model, not a curated record. Lineage: Eukaryota; Metazoa; Chordata; Crocodylia; Alligatoridae. The transcript has 14 exons. Gene Ontology annotation, cellular component: neuron projection; neuronal cell body membrane; presynaptic membrane. Gene Ontology annotation, biological process: dopamine uptake involved in synaptic transmission; sodium ion transmembrane transport.